Messenger RNA from Zingiber officinale, 608 nucleotides. RefSeq lists its product as uncharacterized. Bases 150 to 410 code for a protein of 86 amino acids. Gene Ontology annotation, biological process: mitochondrial respiratory chain complex IV assembly. Lineage: Eukaryota; Viridiplantae; Streptophyta; Magnoliopsida; Zingiberales; Zingiberaceae. The transcript is spliced from 3 exons. The record is from RefSeq and is a predicted model, not a curated record. Gene Ontology annotation, cellular component: mitochondrial inner membrane.
CUACGGUGGAAGUUGUCAAGGGGCAUCCCCCCUUUCCAUCUUUAAAUUGCCAACUUUUCUCCGCCACCCCCCUGCGUGCCGUUUCCAACUCUCUUCGACGAAAAGCGAAAGAGACCAAGACAGAGCGGAGGAGCGAUCGUCCGAGGAGGAUGGCGGAAGGUCCGAACUCGUUCGAAUCUUUGAGGAAAUGGGUGGUGGAGCACAAGCUUCGAGCAGUCGGUUGCCUUUGGCUCAGCGGGAUCGCGGGCUCCAUCGCCUACAACUGGUCUCGCCCUAACAUGAAAACCAGCGUUAAGCUCAUCCACGCGAGGUUGCACGCUCAGGCGUUAUCAUUAGCUGCCGUAACUGUAGCUGCGGUGGUCGACAACUAUGAUCAUCAAUCAAAAUCAGAAUCAAACGUGCCCGCAUAAAGAUUAAGGAUUUCCUAUGAUUCUUCCCCAAUGAUAAUGGGCAGUUAAUUCUUGCACCGCAUAGUGUUCCUGUGACGGUUAUUAUUCUUCUCAUAGUCAACUCAUUGGAUGGAUUUACAUAAAGUUACUCAAACCAAUAUUUUCUGUUGAGGCAGAGUUUUAACUGUCUUUUUUCUGGCAAUAUUUCUCAUAUUUUCA